Camelus dromedarius (Arabian camel) is the source of this 1159-nucleotide messenger RNA. It is a transcript of the gene CCDC59, whose product is annotated as coiled-coil domain containing 59. Gene Ontology annotation, cellular component: nucleus. Lineage: Eukaryota; Metazoa; Chordata; Mammalia; Artiodactyla; Camelidae. The transcript is spliced from 5 exons. The record is from RefSeq and is a predicted model, not a curated record. The coding region runs from base 90 to 842 and encodes 250 amino acids.
GCCGCCGGCCUCCUCAGCGCCGCCAGCACCGUCUCCGGGGGCAAGUCGACCAGUUUCUCCCACACAGACUCCGUGUAGAAGUCCACCCCAUGGCGCCGGUAAGGCCGGCUGCAAGGUGGCGAAGAGAGAGUUUUGGGACGCAUGGUGAAGGAGUUUCAUCGGUUGGAUUCAGAAAUAAGAAUGUGAAACACAGGACGUGGCGACCUAACCAUGCGCAGGCCUUCGUGGGGAGCGUUCGCGAAGGACAAGGCUUUGCAUUUCGAAGAAAACUAAAGAUCCAGCAAAGUUACAAGAAAUUGCUAUGGAGAGAAAAGAAGGCUCAAACCUCACAGGAAUCCCAAUUCACAGACCGAUACCCUGAUCAUCUGAAACAUCUCUAUUUAGCUGAAGAGGAAAGACUCAGGAAGCAAGUUAGAAAAGUUAAGCAGCCUUUGUUAGAACAAGUUGACCAGCCUCUGUCAGAAGAACAAGUUACUCAGCCUUUGCGGGAAGAGCAGUGUAGCACUGACCAAGCUUUGUCUGAAGAACAUUGUAGCAUUGAGCAGCCUCAGCCAGGACAACGGUGUAGCGUAAGAGUGAACUCCAUUACUAUUCCAAAGAAGAAUAAAAAGAAAACAUCAAAUCAAAAAGCACAGGAAGAAUAUGAGCGGAUACAAGCUAAGCGUGCUGCUAAGAAACAAGAAUUUGAGAGGAGAAAGCAAGAGAGAGAAGAAGCUCAAAGGCUCUAUAAAAAGAAGAAAAUGGAAACGUUCAAAAUACUGAGUAAAAAGACUAAAAAGGGCCAACCAAACUUGAAUUUACAGAUGGAGUAUCUUCUGAAAAAAAUACAAGAAAAAAAUUAAAUCAGACGUGUUGUCUGAUUAAACAAGAGUUAAAAUGUCCUCCAGCUCUUGAGUCCCUUUGUGUGUGUACUGUCCCUCCAAACAGUUAAUUAAAUUUGUCAGCAGAGACUGGAUUGCUAAGCUCUACUAAACAUAAAAUGUCCAAAUAUUUUUUUUCUGUAAAAGAACAUUUUCUAUAUAUGCUCUACAUGAUAUGAUUUGUUUUUUAUUUAUUUGCUUCAUGAAGAAGUGACAGAACCUGCUGUUUGAGUUACAGGUUCAAUGUAAUACUUUUGUACUGUAGGACAUUCAGAUGAAAUAAAGUGUUUUGAAAAUAA